Hibiscus syriacus is the source of this 1672-nucleotide messenger RNA. Its product is annotated as pentatricopeptide repeat-containing protein At5g48730, chloroplastic-like. The record is from RefSeq and is a predicted model, not a curated record. Lineage: Eukaryota; Viridiplantae; Streptophyta; Magnoliopsida; Malvales; Malvaceae. Gene Ontology annotation, molecular function: protein binding.
UUCUGGUGCUCAAUUUGUACGCAAAUCUAAAAUGGCCACUCUCUCGGCUCACCCCCACCCAUUUCUACCCGCUGUCAAUCGGCCACCGACUCAUAUCCUUAAGCCACUCCGGGUUUCGUCCAUUUCCGCUGCCAAGUCCGAAACAUCUGCUCCAGACAAGGAUGAAGAAGAGGAAACAUGGAGCUUAACAGUGAGUGAUAGAAGAAGGGAAAAAGGACUUGUUCAUGCCGAGAGAGAAGAAGUGAACAGGAAGAUAGCUUCAAGGAAGGCUAUUUCCGUCAUUCUUCGACGAGAGGCCACCAAGGCUUUUAUCGAAACUAAGAGAGGACCCAACAAUUCCAAGAAGCUGCUUCCCAGGACUGUGCUUGAAGCCCUUCAUGAGAGAAUCACUGCUUUGCGUUGGGAAUCUGCUCUUAAGGUUUUUGAGCUACUACGGGAGCAGCUUUGGUAUAAACCCAACCCUGCUAUAUACAUCAAGCUUAUUGUUAUGCUUGGGAAAUGCAAGCAGCCUGAGAAAGCUCGUGAGCUCUUUCAAGCUAUGAGUGAUGAAGGCUGUGUUAUGAAUCUUGAAGCCUACACUGCUCUCUUGUCUGCCUACAGUCGGAGUGGUCUCUUUGAUAAAGCAUUUUACCUUCUAGAGGAGAUGAAGGACAUUCCUAUGUGUCACCCUGAUGUGCAGACUUACUCGAUCCUCAUUAAAUCGUGCCUGCAGGUUUUUGCCUUUGACAAAGUACGUGUCUUGCUUUCUGACAUGGCGAGUCGGGGAAUUCGGCCCAACACAGUCACAUACAACACCCUUAUUGACGCCUACGGCAAGGCAAAAAUGUUCCAAGAGAUGGAAAUGACACUGGUGGAGAUGCUUAGGGGAAAGGAUUGUGAACCAGAUGUUUGGACCAUGAACUCCACGAUCAGAGCCUUCGGCAGCAGUGGGCAAAUCGAAACCAUGGAGAAGUGUUAUGAGAGGUUUCAGAGUGCUGGUAUCCAGCCUAAUAUUAAGACCUUCAACAUUCUAUUAGAUUCAUAUGGAAAAACUGGAAACUAUGAGAAGAUGAGUGCUGUGAUGGAAUAUAUGCAAAAAUACCAUUACUCGUGGACAAUUGUUACCUACAAUGUGGUGAUAGAUGCCUUUGGAAGGGCUGGUGAUUAACAGAUGGAAUAUUUGUUUAGGUUAAUGCGGUCGGAAAGAAUCAAACCUAGUUGUGUCACCCUUUGCUCCCUGGUAAGAGCUUAUGGUCAAGCCGGAAAACCUGAAAAAAUCGCUGGUGUUUUACGGUUCGUUGAGAAUUCUGACGUAACGUUGGACAUUGUGUUUUUCAACUGUCUGGUGGAUGCUUAUGGCAGGAUGGGAUUCUUUGCAGAGAUGAAGGGAGUGCUUGAAAUGAUGAAGCAGAAAGGAUGUAAACCUGAUAAGAUCACAUACAGAACCAUGAUUAAGUCUUACUCUAUCGGUGGGAUGACUAACCAUGCAAAGGAGCUACGGGAUCUUGUUGAGUCAGCGACCGGGACUUCUUCGAGAAUGCCGAAGCCUGAUUUCUGACAACCAGAAUAUUACAGGUCAAAUAUCCCUGAGAUAUAGUGUGUAUUUUAGUUUCCCCCCCUAAUGCUGUAAAUGCACACCAUCACCACGAGUGAAAUGAAAAUAAUUCACCAUUUUUGUUUCAAGUUUUUUAUA